This is a messenger RNA of Bactrocera tryoni, 2297 nucleotides long. Its product is annotated as GMP synthase [glutamine-hydrolyzing]-like. The record is from RefSeq and is a predicted model, not a curated record. Bases 105 to 2156 code for a protein of 683 amino acids. Gene Ontology annotation, biological process: GMP biosynthetic process. Gene Ontology annotation, cellular component: cytosol. The transcript has 12 exons. Lineage: Eukaryota; Metazoa; Arthropoda; Insecta; Diptera; Tephritidae. Gene Ontology annotation, molecular function: GMP synthase activity; GMP synthase (glutamine-hydrolyzing) activity; ATP binding.
UUGGUGUUUGGCGGCAUAUAUAUAAUAGUAUAUCGAUUACUAAGUGGCUAUACUCAGUAUAGUUUUUGUUUUUUAAAUGUGUUAAAGUAAUAAAAAACAUCGAUAUGAAUGUAACAAACAAAUUUUUAUCAUCAGAGAAUGGAACACCGCACGACAAAGUGGCAAUAUUGGAUGCAGGUGCACAAUACGGAAAGGUAAUAGACCGCAAAGUAAGAGAAUUACUUGUGGAAUCGGAAAUUUUACCAUUAGACACACCAGCUGCUGUGUUAAAAGCUAACGGAUAUAGGGGUAUUAUUAUUUCUGGUGGGCCAAACUCUGUGUAUGCUGAAGAUGCGCCUAAUUAUGAUACAGAUAUUUUUAAAAUUAAGAUACCAAUUCUUGGAAUUUGCUAUGGUAUGCAACUUAUCAACAAGGAAUUCGGUGGUACUGUACACAAGAAAACAGUGCGUGAAGAUGGGCAAGAAAAUAUUGAAAUAGAACCGGAGUGUCCUUUGUUCAAUCGACUUAGUCGAACACAGUCAGUUUUGCUAACACAUGGUGAUAGUGUGGAACGUGUUGGAGACAAAUUAAAAGUGGGUGGUUGGUCGUCGAAUCGCAUUGUGACCGUAAUUUAUAACGAGACCUUGCGAAUAUAUGGCGUACAAUUCCAUCCAGAGGUGGACCUUACAACCAAUGGGAAGCAAAUUUUUUCAAAUUUUUUGUUCGAUAUUUGUGGAGCAACACCUAACUUUACGCUUGGAAACCGGAAAGAUGAUUGUAUUAAUUACAUAAAGGAGAAAGUCGGUACUAAUAGGGUUUUGUUGUUGGUUAGCGGAGGAGUUGAUUCGACUGUUUGUGCUGCUUUGUUACGCCAUGCAUUACAUCCAAACCAAAUUAUUGCAGUUCACAUUGACAACGGAUUCAUGCGUAAAGGAGAAAGUGAAAAGGUUGAAAAAUCUUUAAGGGAAAUCGGCAUUGAUCUGCUGGUGAAAAAGGAAACUUAUCGAUUUUUAAAAGGCACUACACAGAUUAAAAGGCCUGGACAAUUCUCAAUUGUAGAAACACCCAUGUUGUUUCAGACUAUUAACCCAGAGGAGAAACGCAAGAUUAUUGGUGAUGUAUUCGUAAAAAUUACCAAUGAUAUUAUAGCUGAAAUGAAGUUGAAGCCUGAUGAAGUGUUAUUGGCUCAAGGUACACUUCGACCAGAUUUGAUUGAAUCUGCAUCAAAUUUAAUUAGCCAGAACGCAGAAACUAUUAAAACUCAUCAUAACGAUACAGAACUAAUAAGACAAUUACGAAGUGCUGGUCGUGUCGUUGAACCUUUAAGCGAUUUUCACAAAGAUGAAGUAAGAGACAUAGGCAGAGAUCUCGGUCUACCAGCCGACUUAGUUGAACGACAACCAUUUCCAGGGCCAGGCCUAGCUAUCCGGAUUCUAUGUGCUGAAGAACCUUAUAUAGAAAAAGACUACUCAGAAACACAGGUUAUAGCAAAAGUUAUAGUCGAUUUUCAUAACAAACUAUUGAAAAACCAUGCAUUAAUAAAUCGCGUAAUUGGCUCUACCACAGAAGCAGAACAAAAGGAACUUAAGCGUAUUUCGUCCAUAGAUAAAGUGCAAGCUACUGUUUUACCUUUGCGAUCUGUCGGUGUACAGGGUGAUAAAAGAACUUAUAGCUAUGUGGUGGGGCUUUCUAGUAGCUCAGAACCCAAUUGGAAUGAUUUGAUAUUUUUGGCAAAAUUAAUUCCUCGUAUUCUUCAUAAUGUCAAUCGUGUUUGCUAUGUGUUUGGAGGUCCCGUGCAAUAUCAAAUUACGGAUAUAACUCAUACUACUCUUAAUAAAUACGUUUUAGAGCAACUAAGGGAAGCUGACGCUAUAGGAAACGAAAUAAUAAUUCAGGCAGGAGUACAUCGUUUAAUUUCGCAAAUGCCAAUUGUUUUGAUUCCCGUGCAUUUUGACAGAGAUCCGACGAAUCGAACUCCGUCUUGUUGUAGGUCAAUAGUCUUAAGACCAUUUUUAACAAAUGAUUUUAUGACCGGAGUACCAGUAAUACCAGGAUCGCUUCAGUUGCCAACACAGGUUCUCCAUAACAUUGUUCACGAAAUAUCAAAAUUAGAUGGUAUAUCCCGAGUUUUAUACGACUUGACAUCUAAACCACCAGGUACAACCGAAUGGGAGUAACUCUAUUAUCUAAUUUUAACCUGAUUUCUAUGAUAGAAUCAUCUAUCUGUAAUAUAAAUCGUAUGAAAUAUGUGGAAAUGCUAAAAAUAUAUUUGCUGAUUUUAAUUUUAUAGUUAUUAAAUAAAUGUGCUCUUAAAAUAA